Sphaeramia orbicularis (orbiculate cardinalfish) is the source of this 5661-nucleotide messenger RNA. RefSeq names its product zinc finger protein 335. Lineage: Eukaryota; Metazoa; Chordata; Actinopteri; Kurtiformes; Apogonidae. Gene Ontology annotation, cellular component: nucleus. Gene Ontology annotation, biological process: brain development; positive regulation of transcription by RNA polymerase II; positive regulation of neurogenesis. The transcript is spliced from 28 exons. The coding region runs from base 129 to 4922 and encodes 1597 amino acids. Gene Ontology annotation, molecular function: RNA polymerase II cis-regulatory region sequence-specific DNA binding. The record is from RefSeq and is a predicted model, not a curated record.
CGGACAGGAAGCUAAGCUAGGAGAUACUCAUGGCGCCCGACUAGAAAGAAGCAACAAUUUUCAGUUACAAAUAUCCGGGUUAUAUAGAGCUUCUACGCAACGGGAUACCUGUGUCACAUAUACACGUCAUGGAUUCAGAGGAGAUUGAGGUGGAGAGCAGCAGUGAUGCAGGUCCAUCAGGGAUGGAGGAGCCGUCUGAAAGCGGCAUGGGUAUGGAAUCAUCAGAGGCCAUGUCUGCAGAUAGCAGUGAUGCUGCUGCUUCUCAUGUACAGGCCCCAGAGUCUGAUUGCCAUGUGGGCCAGAGCUCAGAAGGACUUGUGGUGUUCAUCCCAGAGACCAGCUCCAGUACAGAUGUCAGAGUUUCAUCAGUCCAUCUCCCUGACUCCUCCUCAGUGGCCCAGUCCACCAGCGUGUCCAGUGUGUCCACAGUGACUCAGUCAGUACUGGUGUCUGAGUCAGCCCAAGUGCUGGUCCACUCCAGUGCUGUAUCAGAUGGAGCCAUGAUAGUUUCAGAUUCAACUGCUUCUACCUCAUCAGACCUGGGUUCUGCAAUAGACAAAAUCAUUGAGUCUACCAUCGGUCCUGACAUUAUGAAUGGUUGCAUUGCUGUGACUAGUGCAGAAGAUGGCGCUGCAGAAACAACCCAGUAUCUCAUCUUACAGGGGCCAGAUGAUGGCGCUCCUAUGGUAGCCCAGAUGUCAUCUUCAGCCUUGUCUGAUCGUAUAGCCAUAGAAGCUCUCGGUGAAGGCCCUACAUCCACCUGCUUGGACCAGGGAGACUUGCAGGGAAACCUGGAGCCUGACCAACCUGACGACCAGCCGGGGCACUCAGGCUACCCAGAGGACAGCAGCAGUCAGCCGGACCAACCUCAGCACUCUCACCCAUCACAGUACAUGGACUCCAGUGCAGAUGGUCCAGACCAGACUGAGGAGUCUUCCUCUUCCUAUGUGGAGUGUUCAGGGGAGGAGCCUGACCAGACGCGCUCUCAGUCAGGCUUCCCUGACUACAGCGGCCAUAAUAGUGACCAUGACCUGCCUGGAUACGUUGAAUGCAGUGGGGCCGACUCAAAUCCUUCGAGCCGUGGUCACUAUGUGGUGGAGUGCAGUGCAGGGUAUCUGGAGUGUGCAGUGGACGAUGAAGAGCAGCCACAUCAUUCACGCAGUUACAUUGAUAGUAGCGCAGACCACAAGACCCAGAUGAGUCGGCCAUAUGGAGUAGAGUAUGGUGCAGAGUGUGUUGCGGCUGCAGACUCUGAGCAGCCAGGCUGUUCUCAGUAUCAAGCAAGAGAUGACGAUGAUGACGAUGAUGAUGAUGAUGACGAUGAGCAAAACCAGGACCCUGAUCAGCCACAGCACUCCCAGCAGCAGCCUCAGCACUCCUGUUACACAGAAAACAGCAAUGGCCCAGAGGCCUCACUAUAUGCAGAUGACAGCUCCUCAUCAGACCACCCUCUUGCAGAUACAGCAGGUUCAUGUGGACUUCCUGAAGCACUUGAGUGCAGUGAGAGCCAGCCUGGGCCUUACAUCAGCAGUAGUGGCACAUACACCUCUAAUCCAGAGCCUGAGCCAGCCCCACAGUGUUCACCAAGUCAAGAGGAACCACAGGGCUCACUAAGACCUCAGGAUGAAGUGAGGUUGGUUAGGGAAAUGGAGACAUCCACAGUGGCAGAAGGCUCUGGAGAUGGGCCGCCAAACCUGGCUGAGUUAGAGGAGAUGAUGGAAGUUGUGAUUGUGCAACAGUUUAAAUGCAAAAUGUGUCCAUACAAAAGUGCCUCCAAAGAUACACUUAUUAACCAUAUGAGAGACAAGCACUUCAAACCUGCAGGUGACACACAAAAGAAGCGUAAACGUGGACGGCCACCGAAGAGUGAGACGUUGGCUCGUCGGCAGGCAGAAAGAGAGCUUGCUGAAGAGAGACAGGCAGAAAAAGCAAAGUCUGCUGAACCUCAACAACAAGCAGAAGAGGAGGAUGAUAUUGUAGAUGCUGGUGCUAUUGAUGACUCUGAAGAGGACAGUGACUACAACCCAGCUGAAGAGGACGGUAAAGGAAGACCACCCGUCCUCCUGAAGAAGCCUGCUCCCCCCACCUCGUCCUCUCAGGGGCGUCCUCGGCGUAAGGUUGGACGUCCACGGAAGUACAGCCCUUUAGAAGAAGGCUACAGCAACAAAGAAGCAGAGAGUGUUGCCAAGAAGCCCAGGCUUAGUGCAGAUGCCAGUUUACCUGAAGAGGCAAGCUCCUCUGGAUUAGGCAAUGGUCCCACUAUGUUGACAGAAGGAGACACGGCCGAGGCAGCAAUAAGCCAGUCUGACUCUGAGAACAAAGACCCUUCAUCCAACACACAGCCAGAGGAGUUCUUCCGAAGGAAACGAGGCCGGCCCUCCAAGCGUUUCCUGCGCAAGAAAUAUAAGAAGUAUAUCAAUCGCAACCGGUAUUAUAAAUCCCUUAAACCGCUCCUGAGACCUCACAACUGCUGGAUCUGCGGCUCCCGCUUUCUCACACAAGACGAUUUGCGCUUCCAUGUGGACUCUCAUGAAGGCAAUGAUCCAGAACUCUUUAAGUGCCUCCAAUGUAACUAUCGCUGUAAGCGCUGGUCCUCACUAAAGGAACACAUGUUCAAUCAUGAGGGCACCAAACCUUUCAAGUGUGAGGCAUGCGAUUACACAAGUGUCUACAGGAAAGAUGUCAUCCGGCAUUCAGCAGUUCAUAACAAAGAGAAGAAAAAAAAGGUUGAAUCGGUACCAAAGGUGUCAGAGUUUCCUUGCCCGGUCUGCCACAGAGUUUAUCCAAUGCAAAAGAGACUGACUCAGCACAUGAAGACCCACAGCUCAGAGAAACCACACAUGUGUGAUAAGUGUGGUAAAUCCUUCAAGAAGCGGUACACGUUUAAAAUGCACCUUCUGACUCAUAUCCAGAGUCUUGGAGACAGCAAGUUCAAAUGUGAGUUUUGUGACUACACAUGUGAUAACAAGAAGCUGCUGCUCAACCAUCAGCUGUCCCACACCAAUGACAGGCCCUUCAAAUGUGACUACUGUAAAUACUCCACAUGCAAAGAGGAGUUUCUGGUCUCACAUCUGGCCAUCAAACACACAGGAGAGAAGCCUUUCACCUGUGAUAUGUGUCACUUCAUGACCAAGCACAGGAAGAACCUGCGUCUUCAUGUGCAGUGUCGUCACCCAGAGGAGUUUGACGAGUGGUCGAUAGCUCACCCUGAGGAGCCUGUCAAAAGACGACGAAGACCCUUCUUCACCAUACAGCAAAUAGAAGAGCUCAAACAACAGCAUGAGGACUCACAGGGCAUACAGAACACUAUUGUCACAGUGGAUCCUACAACCCUACAAGCUAUGCAAGGAAUGGAAAAUGCCACCGUGUCCCAGGAUGCAUUGGGAAAUACCACCAUCAUCUAUGAACAAGCUGAAUCUAGCGAUCUGUCAGCCCAAAAUGCCCUGGACCUGUUGUUAAACAUGAGUAAUGCUCGAGAACUGGUGGGAAACUCCUUACAGGUGGCAGUGCUGAAGUCAGAGGGCAAGGCUUUAGAAAAGGGCACAUGGACAGUAACGUCAGCACCAGGUACGGCGACCUCGACCCCAGGUCAGACCCAAAAAGUUGUGACCUUCCAUGUGUCUGAGAACGGAGAGACGGUGCUACAAGAAGCAUAUGAGGCAACCACGUCUGAAAAUGGAGAGCUCACCCAGAUCGCCAUUGAGGCCUAUGAGGGUGGAGGAGACUACAGUGUGGUGGAGCAGGCAGCUGAGGAGGUCCACAGCCCCGGGUACAGUAAUGGUGAGAGUAGUCCAUCCCAGGCUGUUGAAGUCUCUGGAUCAGAGAAAAGUGAUAAAUAUUAUCUUACCUCAACGCUGCCUGAUGGUGUUUUACAGCAGGUGGAGCUGAGCAGUGACAGUCCAGCCUCUCCAUCUGCAGUGGGUUCACCUGGUCUUAGCUCCAAGAGGUUCUCCUGCCGCAUCUGCAUGGAGUCUUUCCACGGACGCUCUGACAUGGAGAACCACAAGAGGGCGCACUUAGAUCCCAAUACCUUCAAGUGUCCUGACUGCGACUUCACGUCUACCUCCUGGCCUGAGGUUAAGAGUCACAUGGGGAUGCAUUCAUACCUACGCCCUCACAAGUGUCCAAACUGCAGCUUUGCCUCUAAGAACAAGAAAGAUUUGCGUCGACACAUGAUGACCCACACCAAUGAGAAACCCUUUGCUUGUAAACUUUGUGGUCAAAGGUUUAACCGUAAUGGGCAUCUGAAGUUUCACAUGGAGCGACUCCACAACCAGGAUCAUCCCACUCGCAAGGCCCGUACCGGUGCAUCACAACAGACCAUUAUUGUCAACAGUGACGAAGAGGCCCUGGCAACAUUACAGUCCCUGCAAGGUCAUCAGACGGUGAUCACUCCUGAACGGUUGCAGGCUCUGGGACAGGAACACAUCAUUGUAGCACAAGAACAAGCACUGUCAGAUCAGGAGGAGGGAACAUACAUCCAGCAGAUAACCACCAUCGAUGGACAGACAGUGCAGCACUUGAUGACCGGCGAUAACCAGGUGACUGAGGUUCAGUACAUCAUCUCACAGGACGGAGUACCACACAUAAUUCCUCAGGAGUAUGUCGUUGUAGCUGAUGGCAACCACAUACAGAUGCCAGAUGGACAAAUCAUCCAGUACGAACACGAUGGGACCUUUUUGCAGGAGCAGCAGAUUGCUGUCAGUCAUGACGGUCAGAUCCAGUACCUUCCUGUCACCUCUGAACAGCAGGUUGUGAAUCCUGAAGAUCUGGAGGCUGCUGCUCACUCAGCUGUUACAGCGGUGGCAGAUGCAGCCAUGGCGCAGUCACAGACAGUCUACACAGAAGCUACACCUGAGCAGCUGGAGCAGUUGCAGCAGCAGGGCAUCCACUACGAUGUGAUCACCUUCACUGAGGAGUAAACAACCUGUCAAACCUGUCAGGGUACAAACCUGCACCUGAUCAGAACAAAAACCACUACAGGCUGGCAAGUAGAGUGACCUUAACUUAUUUAUGCAUUCAACUGGCUGUGAAUGAAAGGAUUGUCUUCUCAACAGAAUCAUCUGCUUGGGGUUAUUGCACUGUUUAAAAAGAACAGCUUUUUUGUACAUUCAGAUUAUUGCACCCAUUUCUUCUAACUUAAUCAUAGGGCUGGUGCAUUUCAGAGGUGAUUUAAGGUAAAGAUGGUCUGUUUUUAAAUUACUGAAACUGAUAAGUGUUUACGUGCCUCAGCUGCUUUGAUUUGCAAGACAAUGUUAUCUAAUACAAUGACAAGGCUUCAUGUUUUAGUAACUGUGUUCAAGUGAGAAUUUUAGUUUUAAGACAGAGUGAAAUGAAAAGUAAAGGGAGUGUUUAUUUUUGAUCUGUAAUAAGAUAUGUGAAUUGUCAGAAUGAAAUGUUUUGUUUACUAAUUAUUAUGUACAUACCUUUUGCAUUAUGUCUUAUGCCCCGUGAGGGAGGAAACUUUUGAUUUAGUGACUAUAAAGUGUUAAAUAAGCUGAAAGCUGGCACCAAAUAAAUGACUUUGUGUAUAUUUUGUAUUUAUUCCCUAUUAAUUGUCCCUGAAUGUCCUGAUUAAUUUGCUUUAAGACCUGCGAUAAAACAUACAUUGCAGUGGACACUUUGAAAAUAAAAGUCAUUAUGGCUGUGUUCACACGGGCA